CAUGUUUGCGGAAGCUUGUUUCUAGCAGCUAGCUGGAGGCUUCUUACAUUUACACUUUAUGCUGUAGCUGUAUUUUAUAAUCAAAUAUGAAUCUACCAAAGGGACCAGAUUCGCUGUGCUUCGAUAAGGAUGUUUUUAUGAAGGAUGACUUUGAUGUGGACCAGUUUGUGGCGGAGUGUCGGAAGCAGGUCCAGAUGGAGGAGAUGAGGGAGGACCUGGAGCUCUACUACAAGCUGCUGAAAACAGCCAUGGUGGAGCUCAUUAAUAAGGACUAUGCCGACUUUGUUAACCUCUCCACCAACCUGGUGGGGAUGGACAAAGCCCUCAAUCAGCUUUCUGUGCCGUUGGGACAGUUACGAGAGGAGGUUAUGAGUCUGCGGUCCUGUGUGAGUGAGGUGAUCCAGGCUAUAGACAACCAGCUAACCAAACAGGAAGAUCUGCAGAAAAAGAAGGUGUGUGUAUUGAGGCUGAUUCAGGUGGUGCGCUCGGUGGAGAAAAUUGAGAAGAUCCUCAACUCGCAGAACUCCAAGGAAUCCGGCUCCCUGGAAAUCAGCAGUCCCUUGUUAGCAGGCCAGGUCCUGGAGAGGAUUGCUACAGAAUUCAACCAGCUGCAGUUCCAUGCUGUACAGAGCAAAGGCAUGCCCCUACUGGACAAAGUCAGACCUCGUAUCGCAGGGAUCACCUCCAUGCUGCAGCAGUCUCUGGAGGGCGUGCUGAUCGAGGGUCUGCAAACAUCCAACCUGGACAUGGUGUGUCACUGCCUGAGAACGUACGCCACCAUAGACAAGACUCGAGAUGCUGAAGCCCUGGUGGGACAGGUGUUGGUCAAGCCAUACAUGGACCAGGUAAUAGUGGAAGAGGUGGUGAAGUCCAGUCCGAAUGGUCUCCAUUUGAUGUACUCUAGACUGUUGGAGUUUGUUCCUCAUCACUGCAGACUGCUCAGAGAGGUGACUGGAGGAGCCAGAUCCAGUGACAAAUCUGUCGUAGUGCCAGGUUAUGAUUUCCUGGUGAACUCUGUGUGGCCUGAGAUGAUCAAAGGGAUAGAGGAGAGAUUGUCCUACCUCUUCAACCCUGGAAACCCCGAAAUAUUCUUUGAGCGUUACAGCGAGAGUAUGGAGUUUGUGCGGAGGUUUGAGCGUCAGUGCAGCUCACAGGCCAGUGUGAAGAGACUGAGAGUUCACCCCUCAUACACCACCUUCCAGAACAAAUGGAACCUGCCUGUCUACUUUCAACUAAGGUACAAGGAAAUUGCUGGAAGUCUAGAGAACGCCAUCAGUGAUGGACUUGAGGCUGCACCAGCUGGCAGUGCCUUCCACCUGCAGGUGUCGGAGGUGUUGUGGUCGUGCCUGAUGAGAUGUUGGUCAGACAAAGUCUACCUGUCACCUCUGGCACAUCGCUUCUGGAAGCUCACGCUGCAGCUCUACGCACGAUAUGCCAAGUUUCUUGACGAGGUGUUGACUAAGACUCCAACGCCUGAGUUACCUAAAGAGCCGACCAGGCCUCUGCCCAGCUCCGCCUCCUCCACCUCCAGCCGGACGUCGGGGGGGAGUGAGAGCGGGAGUCCUGCCUCUCUGUCCACCAAACAGCUGGUCUACAUAGCAGCUGACAUCCAGAAGCUGCAGGAACAGAUACCAGAGUUGUCAGAGACGAUCAGAAAACGGUUAGAAGCGAUUGGAUUCAAAAACUUUGCUGUGGUGGAAGACGCCUUAAUGGAUUCCAAGACUUGCCUGUCCAGUAGCAUUCCCACUUUAAAUAUCAAGAUGACCCAGCAUCUGACUGAACGCAGUUGCCGCUUCCUGAAGAGUGCCUCUGAGGUCCCAAGACUGUACCGCAGGACUAAUAAGGAUGUGCCGGUGCGUGCAUCCGCCUACAUGGACAACGCCUUGCGGCCGUUAGUUCAGUUACUGACUGACUCAACAGGGCUGGUCCACCAAUCUACAGCAAAAGAGUGGCUGCGAGUGGCACUGUCUGACUGCACACAGAGGUACUAUGAGACCAUCUCUGAGGUUCUGAGCUCAGUGAGGAAGAUGGAGGAGAGUCUGAAGCGCUUAAAGCAAGCCAGAAAGGGUGCAAGCAUGACCUCCACAGCAGGAGCCAACGGUGGACCCACAGACGACAGCAAGAUCCGACUACAACUGGCACUGGAUGUGGAAUACCUGGGGGAACAGAUCGAGAAGAUGGGUUUUCAGCCAAGUGACAUCUCCAUGUUCACCACUCUGAUGGACCUGGUGAAAGAGGCCCGAGAGCUCGCUGAGCAGUAAAAUGUUCACUCCAUAAUAACUGAAACCCAAUAACAUGCUGCUGUUCCUCAACACUAAUGAAGGAAAAACAAUAUGUGUCACAGUCUAGACUAGAGUCAAAGUGUGGUUACAGUUUGUGAUGAGAUGCCACAAAGAACGUGUGACAAGAACUGACAUUAUGGGGAUAUUUGUGUACAAACAAAUCUGAAUGCAGACUUUAAAGCCACAGAGCACAAACAUUUAUCAUCAGGAAUCUGCCCGAUGUGCGCUAGUUGUUGUUGGAAACCUAAAAAAAACGUCAUCAUUGGUUCUGCCGUAGUCAAUGUGAAUAAAAGGGACUGCAUUGUAUAUUAAAUGUUUUUAUAGAAAAUGCCUGAUCCUGGUGAUAUGCACUGCUCUUUGGAAAGUCAUUGUACAUGUUGGGUCAGAAUAUUGCAAGAGUCUUAAGUCUAAGUUGUAAAGAGAGAAUGUUAAUCAAUAUUUAUAUAAUUUCUGCUACUUGGUGAAGGAUGCAUCUCAAAUAAGGAAGUCUGUUAGUGUGUAAUAUUUACAUUUUUGUUAAAAUCAAAGUUAUAUAAUAUAAUUAACUUGGGAAUAAAAUUAAGAACUUCGGAGACCGUUUUGAAUGUGCAUGUUUUGAUAUAAAAGACGUUAGCUAGCUACUGGAUUGCAUUGCUUACAUAUUUUUCCCUCAGCACUGCUAACAUGCGCUACAGGUUGAUGAAAAGAAAAUCAAAUAAAUACAAGUUCAACUUUGAUGUUGGGAAUACAAAA
Trematomus bernacchii (emerald rockcod) is the source of this 3014-nucleotide messenger RNA. It is a transcript of the gene cog2, whose product is annotated as component of oligomeric golgi complex 2. The record is from RefSeq and is a predicted model, not a curated record. Gene Ontology annotation, cellular component: COG complex; membrane. Lineage: Eukaryota; Metazoa; Chordata; Actinopteri; Perciformes; Nototheniidae. The coding region runs from base 87 to 2261 and encodes 724 amino acids. Gene Ontology annotation, biological process: intra-Golgi vesicle-mediated transport; Golgi organization; protein transport. The transcript has 18 exons.